AUGGAGCAAGAGCUGACGGCCUUUUUGACGCCUGCGCACGACACCAUGUUGACCUCUGCCUUUGGCUCGGUCGACUCGGCUGAAGCCGAUGGCAUGUGCAGUUUUGAUUGGCCCUCGGCCGCUCUCGAACAAGACGACGCUCCCCACUUUGGCGUCUAUGCCGAGCCUCUCUCCUCGGCUGCCUCUUCCCCUUCCACCACCGCGAGCUUGGCCGAUGAAGCCACUACCCCCGUGCCCUCUCUCCACCAGAUGCACCAACAACAACCACAACAGCAACAGCAUCAAGCCGUCUUUACCCAACAACAACAACAACAGCAACAACAGCAGCAGCAGCAGCAACAGCAGCAGCAACAACAAGCUUCCCAGGCUGCAACGCCCGCCUACUCAUCCAUGGGCGAGGACGAGGACGAGGACGAGGAUCGCGACCUGCCCACCAUCGAGGAGCUCGAAGCUACCGUGCACGCCCAUUCACAGCGCUCUCGCGAGUCAGGCUUGCGCCACUUUGCAGUCGACAGCUCGCGCGUGCCCACCUCCCUCACCGAUCUCUCUGAUCAAGAGCUUGCCAUGAUCGACUUUAAGAUCUUGACCCAGCUCAUGGCCGAGGCCGGCCUCUCCAAAUCCGAAGUGGCCGACGUCAAGGCCAAGCGCCGCAGGCUUAAGAACCGCCUCUCUGCUCGCCUUUGCAGCAACAAGAAGCGGGAAAAGUGCUCCGAACUCGAAGACACCAACCGUGACCUCCUCGCCAAGCUGCGCCAAGUCGCCCAAGAGAACAAGACACUCAAGUCAGAGACGAAUCGUCUCAAGGAGGCCAAUACCGCCCUCACAAAAUCUUCAGCCGAAGCCCAACGCGAAGCCGCGACCCUUCGUGCCCAGGUCAAUCAACUCACGCAAAUGCUGGCUCGUGCCGGUCUCGAGCAGAACGAUCUGGAAGGGGCUGCUUUUGCUGCUUAA
Molecule: messenger RNA, 951 nt
Organism: Monosiga brevicollis MX1
Lineage: Eukaryota; Choanoflagellata; Craspedida; Salpingoecidae
Exons: 1
Coding region: 1-951 (316 amino acids)
Biological process (GO): regulation of transcription by RNA polymerase II
Cellular component (GO): nucleus
Molecular function (GO): DNA-binding transcription factor activity, RNA polymerase II-specific; RNA polymerase II cis-regulatory region sequence-specific DNA binding
Source: RefSeq, a predicted model, not a curated record